Molecule: messenger RNA, 2870 nt
Organism: Colletotrichum destructivum
Lineage: Eukaryota; Fungi; Ascomycota; Sordariomycetes; Glomerellales; Glomerellaceae
Product: Putative arrestin-like domain-containing protein
Exons: 3
Coding region: 858-2063 (401 amino acids)
Biological process (GO): division septum assembly
Cellular component (GO): division septum
Source: RefSeq, a predicted model, not a curated record
AUUCGCAAUCCACCACCACUCGCCCACCUCUCAUUCCUCUCGAGCUUGCUUCCUGGCCUGGUCUGACCGGUGACCGACGAGCCUCGCCUGCUGCUGUGCUGUUACUGCUUAUUCUUUUUUGCCAUUGGGAAGAUCAAUGCAGAAGCGAAAAUAAGCUGCGUCAGCCCGGACCGUGUAUCCACCUAGAGCUGGAACUGAGGUACCGCACAACAGCUACCGCGGCUUUCCUUGGCCCCCUCCGGACUGACGUUCUUUUCUGUUCUGUUGGCCCGUCACUUGUGUGCAGCUCCCCUCCUCCUUCUCCUCCUCAUCCUCCUCCUACUACUCCUGCUCUUUCGACUGUUUCUCGCCCGCACAACUCCAACAACCGCCGCCCGUUGGUUACUCGGCUCCAAACCCCCUCCGGCUCAACUCAGGACGUGCCGCUUUCUCCAACCCCCUCCGACUACUUUGCGCCCACCAAAUCCCAUCGCGCCCAACCGCCCAUCUCGACGCCGGACUGUGCACUAAUCCCCCACAACCGCCCCGACGACGCCAAACACCAGGCGGCCGGCCGAUUGACGAUCCGUCCAUGUAAUGCCGCCGCUGGGCUUUGCGCUCUGCUCUUCUCGCCGCUGCAGCACGUCCCCGACGGCAAUAGCUUGGACGCAACUGUCUCGACCCCACACCCACUACCACUACCACCACCACCAACACCAGGCGGCAACGCGCGCAGCGCCUAAGACGACGACGACGCACGACUGCCGCCCACCCACCAACACACACAUGAGAACCUCACCUCCGCCAUCCGCCAAACACUCUCAUCGUUUACACACCCGUGAGAGUCUCUCUCUCGAAUCUCUGGCGAUUCAGCCAGCAUGGCCGCCUUCGUGAGGGUUUCCGGUCCGCCCAACAGCAGCUUUCUGGUCGGCUACCCGGGCAUCUCUGCGACCCUACCCCGCAUCGAAGGCAAAGUCGAGAUCCGUCCAUCCCAGGGCUUUUCCAUGCCCGUCGCCGUAUCGCUCGUGCGCAUAUGUCUCCAGCGAAGAGAAACCAUCCACCCUGCCGCCGAGAAUGUCGCGAAACGACACCUGGGUACUCCGAGGAGGGAGACCACCGACGUCGUCGGUAAGGAGCUGCUGUUGUUCCGGUGCCAGUCUGGAAAGGAGGCCGAGAGUGUCAUCGCAAUGGACCUGCCGUUUGUCCUGUUCAUCCCCUUUGGACGGGGCGGCGAAGAAACGAACCGACGAAUACCCCCCGCCUCGCUGCAACUCCCUAGCCGAACCGCCGAGACCUACUAUGAGCUUGUUGUCACCGUGCAGCAAGGCCACACGCUACAGAACAAAUACUCUUUCCCCAUACCGCUGCAGCGUUACGAUACCUUGUCGACGUUCGGCAUGUACAACAAACCCGAGUCGCGCCAAGUCAGCGACGCAAGUGUCGUCACGCUGGGCAUCUCGGUGCCAAAAUGGAGCUACGGCCCCCUCGACCCGAUAACUGUUUACAUCAAACUGGUGCCGAACCCCGAUUGGAUGAAGAAAGCGCUGAAGGUUACGAUCCAGAAGAUCACCGUCACCAUCGAGGAGGAGAUCACGUACAACCCCGAAGGCGACGAGCCAACGAAAAAGGUCAACAAGGUCGCGAAAAACACGCAGCUCGUGAACACAAGGAUGCCCGAGGCGGGUUAUGCUACAAACCUCGGCUUGGUGUUUCCUUCCAAGGACCUGCGUGAUCCGGACGGUAUCAUUCGGAGGGGAAAGCCCGCAUUUCCCCUCUACGAAGUUACUUCCUUCACCACGAGCUCAACAUUAUACAAGAUUGAGUUCUACCUGACCGUCAAGGCGCAACUCGGCUCCACGAAGGAUCUCACAGUUCGGCAGCCACUGGUGAUCUGCCCGAUGGAUCAGCAAGCGUGCAAGGAGGAGAUGGACGCCAUCGAACAAGCCGCCAAGGACGCCUCGCAUGUUGACCCGAACAACCCAAUGCUUCCGGCCCGGUCGAUUGUCUUGGUAAACGAUCGGGAAUCAAUGAAGACAUUGGGUUUGUGCUUGGUGGGAGGACAGAAAAAACCGUUGAUUGAGUGAACAACGCCGGUAACAUUUGAGAGAGUAAUUGUACGAAUCGGGUGGCGGUUUUCUCGGCUUCUGGCUGCGGGGUACGAGACCGACCAGCUGCCUGCAAGGGUCGGCGGUCUAUCCCGGGACGGCGGGCGAAUCCGGUCCGAUCCGGCCAGCUGGUGGCAUUCAGCCUCCAGUUCCAGCACUGGAACUGCGAAGUCCCAGCCACGACGAGCACAAGUGACCGGGCACUGCUGUCACAGUCGAAUGAGGUGACUUAACAAGGGCAGGAACGGAGCAUGAAACAAGCCUGGGAGCCUCAGGAGCAGAAGCUCCAGCCCUUUUUCUCUGACUGGGCCCCUGGGACAGGGAGCGGCGUCGAGUGAACGAUACACUCGGCGAGUGGUCUUUUUACGGUUUGCCCGCGGGGGCCUGCGCGUUGGGGCGUUUAUACAGCGCCGUUUUCAUUCGGUAGGCGGGACGGUCAUCAUCACGGCACGGCGUUGGCGGGGUCUCCGGCUGAGAGGCAAUUCAGGAGGGAGGAGACCCAACAAAUUUCGGGCUCCGUGCGGGGGCAUAUCUUUUUGGCGAGGGGGGCACAAUUGGACAAGACACUACUAUCAUAUCACGAGAUGACGAACAUUGGGGAGGAGAAGAUGGUGGUGGGUGACUGGCGUGCAUGAGUUGCCAACGAGGAGAACCAUUUGACUUGUUUUUGUUUGAUGCUGUACAUAUUCACCUACAAAUGAGGGACGUGGAGGAGAAGACAAGCAACUCGGGAGUGAGAAAAUUCUCAUCCCACCCGAUACAACUGACUUGGCCAGUUUUCGUCUU